Messenger RNA from Medioppia subpectinata, 423 nucleotides. NCBI's taxonomy places the organism in Eukaryota, Metazoa, Arthropoda, Arachnida, Sarcoptiformes, Oppiidae. The record is from the annotation of a GenBank genome assembly.
UUGGGUGCGGCCAGUGUACCGGGUGUGAUCUUAAUGAUACUGCUUGUGCCUAUAAACACCUACACGAGUUUACUACAGGGCCGCUACUGGGCUGAACUCGGCAAACAUACGGCCAGUCGGGUGUCCGUUAUUACCGAGAUAUUAAACCACAUAAAAGUGUUGAAGUUAUACGCGUGGGAACAGUGUUUCAUGGAUAAGGUGUCGGCGCUCAGGGACAAGGAAAUAGACAUAUUGACCUGGUUAAUUAAUUCAAGCGUUGUUAACGCCUUUAUGCAUAACUCAAGCAAAAUCGUGGUAUCGAUUCUUAGUUUUACAGCAUUUACGCUAAUCUCUAACCACAAUAUUCUGGACCCGAAUAAGGCAUUUGUCUCCCUAUCGUUGUUCACUAUAAUAGGUUGGGUUUUAUUACUUACGUCUUGUUAG